AUGGCGAGAACACCUAGCGCGGAGGGCCGAAUUCCCUUCAAGGUACCUGGAAAUCUCGAUAUUCCCUGCUCAACCUAUUACAAGGUCUUUGGCGACCUUUCAAGUGGCGCCCCGCCCGUGGUCUUUCUUCACGGCGGCCCCGGCGGCGGUCAUGAGUAUCUGCUCUCGUUCGCAGAGCUCUGGCCACAGUACGGCCUUCCGGUAGUCCUGUAUGACCAAAUCGGAUGUGGGGCUUCAACCCAUCUCCCCCAGAUGGCCGGGGACAAAGACUUCUGGCAGGAGUCCUUGUUCGUCGCCGAGUUGGACAACCCCAUCGACCAUCUGAAAUUGCGUGAUGGCCCUGGAUUCCAUCUGCUCGGCCAGAGCUGGGGAGGCAUGCUGGCUGUCGCCUUCGCAGCCCGCCAGCCCCGCGGACUGCAGAGGCUGGUGCUCGCCAGUGGGCUAGCCAGCAUGGACCUUUCUGAGAAGAGCAUCCAGCUGUGUCGAAGUGAAAUGCCGAUAGAUGCGCAGAGGGUGCUAAAAAAGUGUGUGCAAGAGACCGACUACACGAGCCAGGCUUAUCGCGACGCUAUGACAGUCUUUCAAAAGACGUUCGUGUGCCGUGCGGAUCCAUUGCCGGAGGAAUGGAUGCUAUCACUGAAGCAUCUUGGCGAGGAUCAGACUGUGUAUGGCACCAUGUACGGCCCCUCCGUUCUGAAAUUGAACGGCUCACUGCGCGGCUGGACAUGCAUACCACGCCUGCCACAGAUUGCUGCUCCCACUCUGGUCUACAAUGGUGAGUUCGACACGUCGCGCGACAUUUCGCAGGAGGCAUUUUUUGAGCUCAUCCCACGCGUACGCUGGAUCACUUUCCCAAAUGGAAGUCACAUGUGUCAUCUUGAUGAUGGGGGGCUUAGAGAACGAGUUCUGAAGGUGGUGGGCGAAUUCCUGGUGAACAAGGCGGUUGCAUGA
Messenger RNA from Diaporthe amygdali, 951 nucleotides. RefSeq lists its product as uncharacterized. Lineage: Eukaryota; Fungi; Ascomycota; Sordariomycetes; Diaporthales; Diaporthaceae. The record is from RefSeq and is a predicted model, not a curated record. The transcript is spliced from 2 exons. Bases 1 to 951 code for a protein of 316 amino acids. Gene Ontology annotation, molecular function: peptidase activity. Gene Ontology annotation, biological process: proteolysis.